Molecule: messenger RNA, 975 nt
Organism: Selaginella moellendorffii
Lineage: Eukaryota; Viridiplantae; Streptophyta; Lycopodiopsida; Selaginellales; Selaginellaceae
Product: MAP7 domain-containing protein 1
Exons: 4
Coding region: 35-820 (261 amino acids)
Source: RefSeq, a predicted model, not a curated record
GAGGUUUUAGGGUUUGCGAGAGAGGGUUUUGGAGAUGAAAGGAGAGCGCAAGUUCGCGAUCACGUUUAGCCCGGAGUUCGUGACCAAGCUCCUCAAUGAGGACGACAAGAAGGUAAUCCCGGCCAAGCCGUUCACGCCAUCUCCAUCGCCACCGCCGCAGCCGCCGCGAUCUAUCACAGCGCCGCCUAGGCCGCCGCUUCACGCAUUGCUGACGGCGCCACUCUCCACACAAAAGCCGCCACAGCCUCCGCCUAAGGAGGAGGAGCGAAAGGAAGGAGAGAUCGUCUUAAAGUCUCAUUUGGAUUUGGGAUUGGAUGGAAGGUCCGGUGUGUCUGAUGAGAGGAGAAAGGAUGAAUCCAGGGCUCCUGGUUACGAUGAAGAUGGACCGGGCAAGGAAGUGGCGACAAAGAUGGAUAGACAGCAGCAGGAUCUUCGCAAAGAGGAGAUCGAGAAACAAGAAGAUGGGAUGGAAGAUCAGGAUGUGAAGCCUGGUGACGAGACGAGAAUCACUGCUGAAGUGCCCGCUGCUGCCGUCGCCAGGGAUUUGCAACCUCUGAUGGGAGUUCUCGAAAAAACUGAGAAGCACGGCGAGGAACUCCAGAAACGAGGCAUCAGUGAGCUCGAAGAGAUGAAGAAGAGAGCCGAAGAGCUACAACACAGGCACCGCAGCGACAGAUCUGCGCCGAGAGCACAACCUUGCGCUGCUGAGAAGGACGCAUGCAUCGAAUGCUACCAAAAACUGGAUCCUGUGCGAUGCAAAGCACAAGCCGAUGCUUACGUGAGAUGCACGGCUGCGGCAUUUAAAUCCACGGUCUCGUGAAAGGAAAGGGAAAUCGAAGAUCUCGGUCGGAAGAUUGAUAAGAUCUAUAUAGAGUUUGUAGAAGAAGGAUUUUUGCGUUAAAACCUUCUUUAAGUAGUUUUCGAGAAAAAGUCCGAUAAUUCAAAUUAAGGGUUUAACAGUGAUUUUAAUCCCCA